Molecule: messenger RNA, 1259 nt
Organism: Aphis gossypii (cotton aphid)
Lineage: Eukaryota; Metazoa; Arthropoda; Insecta; Hemiptera; Aphididae
Product: protein MEMO1
Exons: 8
Coding region: 200-1075 (291 amino acids)
Source: RefSeq, a predicted model, not a curated record
UUCAUUAUGUAUUUGUAUUAGCUGCUAUCAUAAUAAAAUACUGCUAUAAUUACUAAUUAGUAAUAGUCCAUUAAAAAUUGCCUUUGUCUUCAGUAAUUUUUUACUGAGUCCAACAUAUCGUCUGAAUUUUUAUUAGACGGUUACUAAACAUUUAUUUUUUGCUUACGCUGAAAUAAAUCCUCACGCUAAUCCUACGAAAAUGGCUGUACGUAGAGCUAGUCACUCUGGGACAUGGUACAACGAAUCUGCGAAAGAGCUUAGCAAUCAAUUAGAAAACUGGUUAGGUGCUGCUGAACUCACUCAUGGGCCUGCCAGAGCCAUAAUAGCCCCGCAUGCCGGAUAUCAAUAUUGUGGCGCUUGUGCAGCAUUUGCUUAUCGUCAGAUAAGUCCAUUCGUCGUGCAACGUAUUUUUAUACUUGGGCCCUCACAUAAUGUCCGUUUAUCCGGUUGUGCUUUGUCAAGCGCUGUUAAGUAUAGAACACCGUUUUAUGAUUUACAAAUAGAUAAUGAAGUGUACGAAGAGCUCGAGUCUACUGGGCAUUUUGAACGAAUGAGUAUGAAAGUAGAUGAAGACGAACAUAGUAUCGAAAUGCAAUUGCCAUACAUUGCCAAAGUGAUGCAAGACUACAAAGAUAAAUUCACUAUUGUGCCAGUAAUGGUUGGCUCGUUAAGCACUGAAAAAGAAUCUCUCUAUGGACAUAUAUUUUCUCAAUAUUUAGCGGAUCCUAAAAAUCUUUUUAUCAUAUCUUCAGAUUUUUGCCAUUGGGGACAAAGAUUUCGUUAUACAUUUUACGAAAAAUCUUGGGGUGAAAUUCAUCAAUCAAUUACAACUCUGGAUCAUAAAGGCAUGGAUAUUAUAGAAACUUUAAAACCAGCUGCUUUUGUUGAAUACUUGAAAACUUUCUCUAACACUAUAUGUGGCAGACAUCCAAUCAGUGUUUUAUUGCAGGCGGCUAAUCAUUUACGGACUCAAAAAUUGUCACUCAAAUUUCUAAAAUAUGCUCAGUCCAGCAAAUGUUACAAUCUGGGUGAUUCGUCAGUUAGCUAUGCAUCCGCAUCCCUCAUAAUUGAAUAGCAAUACUGUACUUCAUAGUGAAUUUUUUUAAUUCACAUUUUUCUAAAUAUAAGUUAACACUACAUUUAAAAACUAUAUACUUAAUUACAUAUUAUUUUAAACCAUAAUGAUAAUCAAGAUUUUAUGAACAUUGUUUAUAUAAUUAAAUAAAUAUUAAAAUGUAAGUUUUUUUUUAAGAAAAAAA